AUGUUAUUUUUCGUAUCUACAUCUUUAUUCUCCUGCGUCUAUGUCUACAACUUCGGCAGAGCUAUGGAGGAUGCUGUCACUGACAGCGUAUAUCGUUAUGGUCCAGUAUUCUCAAGAAUCGUCUGGGUAGCUGAUCCGGGCCUAUUCACCAUCAUAGCGAGCCAUGUUAGUAUGUCCCAUAUUGGUGCCUUACCUUUACUAUGCAUUGACGUUAUUGUCACUAUUGGUGUUAUCGCGAGUUCCCUAUUCUGGUUGGAGAAUUCAUCCGUACUACUGUCCAUGGCCGAUUUGAUUAACUUCAUCAUAGUGAUAGCAGUCGAUUCCUAUCUUUCGUUGCAGUCUACAAGAAGACUUCGGGAUCUGCUCACUCGUGACGCGAAGGAGCAUCCUGAGGAAUGGCAACAGUUUAUAUGUCUGAGUUUUGACAAUCUCGAUCACGCUGGUGAAGGGGUCAUUGAGACCAGAAUGCAUCGUCUUGAAGUUGUCAUUAACGGUAUUGUGUGUCGUCGUCCCGAUUUGGUGAUGAUGAUGUUCCCUCGACCGGAGGGUAAUAAUAUCCCUAGGAUGAACAUAACAUUAAUCGAUGUUGGUAGCCGUGGGGAUGUUGAGCCGUACAUCGCCAUUUCAAAGGAGCUCAACGCGAUGGGCCAUCAUUGUCGUAUCUGCACUCAUGAUAAGUUCCGAGAUAUGGUUGAGAGAAAAGGAAUAGAGUUCUUCCCAAUGGCCCUUGAUGCCCCUGGCCAUUGGCAACCUGAGGAUUUCAUGAGGCACGCAGCCGAGAGCCCCUCAUGGAGUCCCAAGUUCCUUUUCACUCCCCGGGAUAUGUGGUACAUCCUGCUACAUACUCCUGGUAUGAUGGAAUCCUUGAGGGAAAUCUUCUUCCCCCCAGGGUGGCAAACCGACAAGGUCGGGGCCUGGGCAGCUGUGAAGAGUAAUCGCGAGGAGCGUUGGGUUACCCAUGCUAUGAUCGCCAAUCCGCCAUCAUAUAUUCACGUCCAUCUGGCUGAGAGACUUGGAGUUCCCCUUCAUAUGUAG
Molecule: messenger RNA, 1035 nt
Organism: Perkinsus marinus ATCC 50983
Lineage: Eukaryota; Perkinsozoa; Perkinsida; Perkinsidae
Exons: 10
Coding region: 1-1035 (344 amino acids)
Biological process (GO): carbohydrate metabolic process
Molecular function (GO): hexosyltransferase activity
Source: RefSeq, a predicted model, not a curated record